AUGUCCUCCACGCCAACAACGCCCCCUGAAAAAAGCGAGAAGAGAGCAGGAAAGGCCAAGGUCCCCCCUGGGGCUUCAUGGAAGGAAGCCGAGACACAUGUACUGCCCAAGAACAAUCUGGCUAUCGUCUUUUCAGGACUCAUGGCAUGUGUCUUCUUGGCUGCCAUCGAUCAAACAAUUGUCGCGACUGCGCUACCCACGAUUGUUAGUCAGCUUGGAGGUGGGAGGGAUUACAGCUGGGUUGGCUCAGCCUACCUGCUGACCGCUGCAGGCCUUUCACCGCUAUAUGGAAAACUUUCCGACCUCAUUGGGAGAAAGGGCAUUCUAUACACUUCAAUCGUCGUCUUUCUGAUCGGAUCUGCGCUAUGUGGCGCUGCACAAAGCAUGACUAUGUUGAUUGUAUCACGGGCCGUGCAGGGUAUCGGUGGAGGGGGAAUAAUCCAACUCGUCAACAUCAUCAUCAGUGAUAUCGUUUCUUUGCAAGAACGAGGGAAAUAUGGCGGCCUUAUGGGAGCAACAUGGGGUAUUGCCAGCGUAAUUGGCCCUCUUCUAGGAGGGGUAUUCACAGACCACGUUUCAUGGAGAUGGUGCUUCUUUAUCAACCUACCCACGGGCGGAGUUGCUGUCGCAAUCCUGUUUUUCUUCCUGAACUUGAAUCCUCACCAAGGAAAGACUUUCAAGCAGCAUGUGGAAGAAUUUGACUUCGUCGGUUUGUUCUUGAUCGUAUCCGGCGUCGUGCUAUUGCUUCUUGGGUUCAAUGAGAGCGAGACCAGCUGGUCGUCGAAGGAGACAAUCGCGUUUUUGACAGUCGGAGCUGUGCUUCUGGUCGUUGGUGCCGUUAACGAGACUUUCACAAAGAGAUCACCCAUCGUGCCUCCACGUUUGUUCCAGACGCGAACAACUGGGAUUAUCCUGGUUACAACCUUCCUGCACGCUGUAGCUUUCUUUUCGGGAGCCUUCUAUCUUCCCCUGUACUACCAAGUUCUUGGAGCGUCUGCGACAAAGGCUGGUGUAGAGAUGCUCCCGUACUCGCUUGGAUGUGCACUGCUCUCGGCUGUGUCUGGUGUGCUAGUGUCCCGCACCGGUAAAUAUCGGCCUGUAAUGUGGGUUUCGUUCGCCAUCUUCACCCUCGGGAUGGGUCUUAUGAUCAUGCUGGACGGUACCUCAACAACCGCCGAGAAGGUCGUAUAUCCUUUGAUUGCAGCUAUCGGUCUUGGCUGCUUGUUCCAGACUCCUCUCAUCGGUUUGCAAGCUGCCAUGCCCAUCAGAGACAUGGCAACCAGCACAGCAACGUUUGGGUUCAUCAGGACACUUGGAGGAACUGUUGGGAUCUCCAUUGGUCAGGCCAUCUAUUCCAGUACGCUAGCCAAGAAGGUUGCCCACAUACCGAAUGCCGACAUCGACACGUCCCCUGCCGCGCUUAGCCAGAGCGUGUCCCACUUAAAGUCCAUUCCAGAUCCUGUCCUACGAGCGGCUAUCAUCGACGCAUACACGAGGUCGAUUAGUACCAUUUGGUUGGUCAUGACGCCCAUGUUAGGCGCCUGUUUCAUUAUGGUGCUGUUCCUGAGAGUAUAUAGUCUGAAGCGCACGACUGUCCGGGCUGGAGAGCAGACAAUGGCCGCUGAUGGUGACGAUCCGGAGAAGGGUACCAUAGGGGAGGCAGAACAGUCUCGCUCGCCCAUCGCAGGAGAGGACGACUCGAAGACUGAGCUUGACGUCAGCGUCGACAAUGCCAGAUCAUCGACGGAGAAGGAAAAGUUUGAAGUGGACGACGCCAGCGUGCGCCCAGCUACAAGUUCGGCCGAAUUGAAGAAUGGAAGCACGAGAGGAGUAUGA
Molecule: messenger RNA, 1836 nt
Organism: Cyclocybe aegerita
Lineage: Eukaryota; Fungi; Basidiomycota; Agaricomycetes; Agaricales; Hemipholiotaceae
Source: the annotation of a GenBank genome assembly